Messenger RNA from Durotheca rogersii, 2828 nucleotides. RefSeq lists its product as uncharacterized. The record is from RefSeq and is a predicted model, not a curated record. Bases 1 to 2190 code for a protein of 729 amino acids. The transcript has 2 exons. NCBI's taxonomy places the organism in Eukaryota, Fungi, Ascomycota, Sordariomycetes, Xylariales, Xylariaceae.
AUGGCGCGUCGCUCGGCUCGCAUCGCGGGCGCUUGCAAGAGAACUACGGCUUCGCCCGCCCCUAGAAUGGGAUCCGUCUUCGAGGACGGUGAGCCGUCCGAAACCCCGACUACCACGCGCCGUCUUGACACGAUUGCCUCUUCCCCGAUGGCUAAGCCCACCACCCCAUCUUUAGCUACGCCAGUCAAGCUCCCCAUGUCCGAAAUGCACCCGAGCAAGGCCCACCCGACCACCGCAGCACCUUCGUCCGGCACUAAGCUUGGCUUCGUCGACAUCGACUACACCAGAACGCCUGCCGAGCAGAUCGCCCUGGCCCGCGAUACCCCUUCCAAGACCCCGUCGCUCCUCCCGUCGUCUGCCUUCACCUUUCGGAAGACCCUCUCCACCGCCGACAAUGCGUUGAGCCCCGAAACUAAAAAGAUGAUGGAAGCUAUUCGCGACCACGGUGCCAGAAUCAAAGCCGACCUUGUUGCUCAGAGUAACCAGGCGAGGCUUGAUGGAGAUGAGUCGUGCGACGCCCGCAAAAUCCGACGAGCUAAAGGCAAGAUGGACCGCUUCAGUGCUGUCCAUAUAGCCGAGUUUAAGAAGAUGGAUUCCAUCGAGAACCAUCCUUCCGUCCUUCGAAACGCUUCCAAUCGCAACGCCCUCAAAGCAGGCGUAAAGCGGAGCCAGUCAAACGCUGACCUCGAAAAUCCCGACUCAGUACAGUCUGCAGAGUCUUCUUCUCGCCCAGCGCCGGCCUUUUCCGAGACCCAGGAUCGUCCCGAUCCUGAGUCUGCCCCGGUGAAGCGUAUGCGACAGAGAGCUGAGGAUGAUGCAUCUGCCCUUCGACCUGUUUCACGCGACGGCGGUUCCAUUCCCCAGCCGAAGAGCAGCGGCAACGAUUCAUUCCGUAGCGGCAUUCCUCGAUCACAGGCCCUUGCUAGCGCCAUGACCCCAACCAAAGCAUCCCUUGCGCGCGCAAAGAGUAUCAAGACUCUUCCUACCACUAACCUGGCCAAGUCUGUUAGCAAACCUGAUCUGAGCGGCCUCUUCAACGACGAAAGCAAGCCGGAUCUCGCUGGCUUAAUUAGAUCUUCCAGUAAGAAGGCUUCCGGUGGUCUGAAAAAGUCGGUAACAGCCAGCGACUUGAGCGCCCCCACGCAUGUUCAAACUCCCGGUCGAUUUGAUAAGGUCAAAUCGCUGUUUAAGAAAUUCACUGGACCUAAGCCCAAGUCCAACAUCCCCCAGCUUACGGCUACCCCUUCUAAGACGUCUCUCCACCCGGGUGUCGACAACGAGCUGCCGCCUGUUCCACUUACUGCUCCGGCGCGAAAGCCGGAACGCCAUGUGAACUUCACACCCCGAACCAAGCCGCCGCCGGAGUUGACGAAUACUCCGUCUCCUGUCAAGUCGAGCCUCCCGCUCUCCAAGGCGAUGGCGCAGCGGCUCCCGACUAGCGCUAGCGGCAAGCUCGCCGCCGUCGUUGGCAAGCCCGCGGGCGAGAAAGCGGCCCCGUCUAGCGAUGAGGUAGCGUAUCCAGACUUGUCCGCCUACUGCCGCAACAUCGGCGAGAACGCGAGCGAGAGCCCAGAGAAGCCGGGUGAGAAGCCGGGUAAGGCGCACCUGCCGGCGUCGGUCCCCGGCACCUUCACCUUCCGCAGCGACCACACGAUCCGGUUCGACUGCAGCUCGCCGCGGGGGUUCGGCGCCGCGGCGGGCCAGGCGAGCGUGCGCCAGGUGCGCCACUCGGUGCUGCCGGGGGCGUGCGCGCCGGUCCUGAUGCCAGGGAGCUUCCCGCGGCUCGCCGCCGCGGCCGACGCGGCGUCGGCGUCGCCGAACAAGGAGAACCAGGACCCGGGGCUCGCGGGCGUCGGCGUCGGCAUCCCCCACGGCAUGUCGAACAAGAAGCGGCACCGGACCAGCUGGGCCGAGGAGGAGGCGGAGGCGGCGCAGCAGGAGCGCGGGCGCGAGCAGGACGAGGGCGGCGCCCGCGCCGCCAAGAAGGCCCGCAGGGAGGCGCCGCUCGAGGGCCACGCGGUCGUCGCGCCCCGCCUCGUCGCCGCCGGCGCCGCGGCCCUCUGCUCACCCGACAAGAAGAAGGUCCCCGCCCCCCUCGCCGCCACCCCGAGCCCUCUCAAGAAGAAGCGCACUGGCGGCCUCACGCGCAGCCGCCUGAACAUGCUGGCCCGGCCGAAGAUCCGCAAGUAGAGAAGGACAGAGAGCUGCCAGCCGGCGUCGAACACGCGCGCGUAGAUGCCGCUUUGGACUGGCGGCGCUUUUUAUGCCACGCGGGCGAGGGCUCUCCCUGCCGCUCUGAUACAUGGAAGCACUGACCUUUCUCUCCCGUUCUUUCCACGAGCUACUACUACCACCGCCGCCGCCGCCGCCGCUUGUGCUGCUUACCGCGCUACCGCUACUACGCCCCACUCCUCCUCCUCGGCUCUCGCAUCGCAUACGGUUGAUUUCUGCACUGCAUUCGGGGGGGAGAAAAACGGCACGGCGACACGGGGCGUCGUCGUCGUCGUCGUAGGACCACGGAGAAGCUUCUCUAGAUGGAGACGGAUGCUUCUCCGCUGCUUGUCUGUUCGGGGGUCUUGUUUUUUAACCCCCUCCCGCUCACUAGCACACUGUUGCUGUUUUCCUAAGGGUACCUGUUGUUUCGGCGUUGGUUUGCAAGGUAUGGCGUGGUACUGCUGUUGCUCUUAUAGCUGCUCCUAGGGGCCUGGGCGGGGAUGGGAAUGGAUCAAAGGCUACGCUACGGCGCGCUCCCGCAUUCAAGGUCUUUCUUCCCGUGUAGAUACAUAGGGUUAGGUACCAAACGAUGGCAUGAGAAAUUUUAUGGUUAC